UGAUUCUGUGAAUAUUAUAGCUGAAUCUUAUCCAACAUUUGAAUAUUAUGAUUUUAUACUUAAAACUGAUAUUGAUGUUUUUAUAACCACACAGUUUGCUAAAUAUGUACCUCUUACAAAUGUAACAUUAUUAGUUGGUCGUGGUGGUUAUUCAACAAAAUUCAAUACACGUCGUCUAGGACGUAUUGCUCGAGAUAUGAAUUGGGAAUAUCAAAAUAUGACUAAUAUUGGGUCAACAUGGUAA
Messenger RNA from Rotaria sp. Silwood2, 244 nucleotides. The record is from the annotation of a GenBank genome assembly. NCBI's taxonomy places the organism in Eukaryota, Metazoa, Rotifera, Eurotatoria, Philodinida, Philodinidae.